Pelobates cultripes (western spadefoot toad) is the source of this 372-nucleotide messenger RNA. The record is from the annotation of a GenBank genome assembly. Lineage: Eukaryota; Metazoa; Chordata; Amphibia; Anura; Pelobatidae.
UAUCCGUGCAAAGUGGCCAGAGACAGAUCACGUUGAUGUUACCUAGAACCGCUAAAAGAAAUGUUUCCAGGCAACGUGUCCCCAGUGUGGUCCACAUUGAAGCAUCUGAUGCUGUAGAAAUUCAUGAACACAUGUUCCAAACUCCACAUAAUUCAUUGACCCAUUUACUUAAAACCAGCAAAGAAGAGCAUAGUAAUUGUGCAGAACAGGAAAAUAUUCACAAAACAGAAAGAUGUUCAAAGCCUGAGGAAAUUCAGAAAUCCAGCAACCAGGUGACCUCAUGCAGUGUUGAAAAUCCAACUGAUGUUUUGGAUCUCCUGAAGAUGUCUAUGAAAGGGACCAGUAGCUACGGUGGUGAUGGAGAUGAGUCGG